AUGGCAACGCGCAAGAAGUAUCACCGAAUCAGUGUCUCCCCAGGGGAAGAAGAUAUCGACAAGCCAUUCGCCUUGCUUAUGGACAUCCUCAAACGACCUAGUUUGGGUAAUUACGUGCGUCAUGUCGAAUGUUGCACAGCAACAUCCAGUCAUAUGGACUACAAGCAAGUCAAAUCCCAGCGCAAUUUGAGCAAUGAGGAGAUAGAUCUCGUGCAAGAAGCAGUCAAAAAGGGUGGUUUCACAGGACUCCAAGUGGAUCGAGUUUUCAAUAUGCUCAUGCAGAGGAUGGAAAAAACGGCAACGUAUGACGGCUAUCGACACCGCGAAUGCCUCGGGACAUUCAUCACCCAAGCAUUGACGGCGAUUCUGAUUGUGGUAUCGCCAAAUGUUGUGUCGAUGGCCUUAACACAUCCCUCUGGCCUGAGUUUCAACCACACAAUCGACUUCCCGCUCGCGCAGCUCCUUCGCAGGGCUAACGCCAGCCCCGAAAACAAGCCAUAUCUUUGCCACCUCCGCAGUGUUUAUGUGAUUAAUAAAAACGAUAGUACCUGGUCGGAUGGUCGUUUCUAUCUCCCAAUGGACUUUUCUGGCUGCUUGAGGCUAUUUGACAAUCUCCCGUCAAUUGAAUCUGCCCGCGUUGAUAUAAUGAAGCAGGAUCCCAACAAAAGGCUCGAAUUUAAAGAGAGAUGUUCCAAUAUCAGCAAGAUCUCUAUCCACCAUUCGUCGGUUGAUUCUCUCUACCUUGCGAAUCUGAUAUGGUCAUGCAAGUUUCUCAAGGAGUUCCAGUAUUCUAUCGGAGGUAGAGGGAGCAAUGAUGGGAGUUUUCCUAUGUUCAACCCAGAAGCAUUCAUCAAAGUGCUUUGCGCACACAAGAAAACACUGGAAAUUCUCGAUAUCAACACGGAAAAUGAAAUUCAUACAUUCGAAAUUGUUGACGAGGAAGAGAGAGACUACCAAUUCAAUCAAUAUGGAAGCCCCUUUGAAUCAGACAUCAGCGACGAAACAUGUACAUUUUACCAAUUGAUAUGGAAAUACGGUGGGUCACUGAAAGAAUUUAUGGCCUUGAAACGGUUGAGCUUGGGGAUACACUUUCUGUUAUACUUUGCCGCUGGCGUUAGCGGGGAAUCCUACAAGAAGAGGGAAACGUUAGAUCUGGUAGCCUGUCUACCAAAUGGGCUAGAGUACUUAUGUGUUCGGGGAUAUCAGAAGGGUGAGAGCGAGGAGCACGAUCAGCAGAUGGACGCGUUGAUUACGUUUUACAAGUCUGGGUCAUCCCAACUGAAAGAGCUCAAGGGAAUCGAUGAAUUGAUUCCAAAUGCCGAGGUAGUUCAUGACCCAGAUAACGACGAUCAUCUGCUGUGGUCGUUGGAGGAGCUUGGGUAUGAGAGUGAUUAG
Messenger RNA from Penicillium verrucosum, 1395 nucleotides. RefSeq lists its product as uncharacterized. Bases 1 to 1395 code for a protein of 464 amino acids. The record is from RefSeq and is a predicted model, not a curated record. NCBI's taxonomy places the organism in Eukaryota, Fungi, Ascomycota, Eurotiomycetes, Eurotiales, Aspergillaceae. The transcript has 2 exons.